AUGAGUGACGUGAAAGAUGCGAUCGUGUUACACAAAGACACCGGCCCCUCCGCUCUCAAGUUCCCGAUGUUAACUUCCUCUAACUAUACUGUCUGGUCCAUGAAAAUGAAAAUAGCGUUAAAGGUCAGUGAAGUAUGGGAGGUAAUAGACCCCGGGACCAAGGACGAAAAUAAGAAUAACAUCGCUAUCGCGUUCUUAUUCCAGUCUAUACCGGAAGCGUUGAUCUUACAAGUUGGUGAGAUCGACACAUCUAAAGGAGUAUGGAAUGCGAUAAAGGCACGCCAUGUUGGAGCCGAACGUGUGAAAGAAGUUACGUUACAAACUUUGAUGGCAGAGUUUGAUAGACUCAACAUGAAAGAUAGAGAUAAGAUUGAUAGCUUUGUUGUAAAAUUAUUCGAAAUUUACUCUAAAUCUGCCUCCUUAGGAGAGUUGAUAGAGGAGCCAAAACUUGUUAAGAAAUUCUUAAAGAGCUUGCCGAGAAAGAAAUAUAUUCACAUUGUUGCAUCACUCGAACAAGUUCUGGAUCUCAAUACAACAAGUUUUGAGGAUAUCGUGGGAAGACUAAAAGCAUACAAAGAAAGACUCGCUGACGAAGAGGAUGAAGAAGAGACACAAGAAGAUUCUGAAAAAUUGAUGUACACCAAUGCAGAUUCGAAUUCAGACAGUUAUGGCUAUAACAACCGUGGUCGAGGUCGCAGAGGAAGAUCCAAUUGGAGAGGUAGAGUGAAGAACCCUAAGGAACGAACACUCAACCGGAUUGGAAAGAUAUGA
Molecule: messenger RNA, 771 nt
Organism: Brassica napus (rape)
Lineage: Eukaryota; Viridiplantae; Streptophyta; Magnoliopsida; Brassicales; Brassicaceae
Exons: 1
Coding region: 1-771 (256 amino acids)
Source: RefSeq, a predicted model, not a curated record